AAUCUCUUACUACAUACACACUGGGGAGUGGGGACUUAACCGAGACGGUGACACUGUGACAGUGGCAGAGAAGAAUACUCACCGCCGUAAGUUGCAGCGAUGGCCAUAGCCGCCACCAUUUCCGCUCCUCUCACAUCUCCGACUCGCCGCACUCUCGCCGCCGUCAACACGCUCUUUCCCCAUUCUAGCAGAUCCACUUUGCCCACACCGCAACGCGCUUUCAAAUACCCUAACUCUCGCCUCGUCGCCUCCUCCAUGAGCACCGACGCUCCCGUCAAAACAUCCUCCGCCUCCUUCAUCCACCGCGGAGAGGCCGGCUUUCUCCACUUCGCCAAGUACCACGGCAUCGGAAACGACUUCAUUUUGAUUGACAACAGAGACUCGUCCGAGCCCAGGGUGAGUCCGGAGAAAGCGGUGGAACUGUGUGAUCGGAACUUCGGUGUCGGAGCUGACGGGGUUAUCUUUGUCUUGCCUGGCAUCAACGGCACCGAUUAUACCAUGAGGAUUUUUAACUCCGAUGGCAGUGAGCCUGAGAUGUGUGGCAAUGGAGUCCGGUGCUUCGCGAAGUUUGUUUCUCAGCUUGAGAAUUUACAUGGGAGGCAUAGUUUCACCAUACAUACUGGUGCUGGUCUGAUUAUUCCUGAAGUCUUGGAGGAUGGAAAUGUCAGAGUUGACAUGGGGGAACCAAUUCUUAAAGCCUCAGAAGUGCCUACUAAGAUACCUGCAAAUAAGGAUAUUGCUGUUGUUAAAUCAGAGCUAGUUGUAGAUGGAGUUAUCUGGCAUGUGACCUGUGUUAGCAUGGGAAAUCCACACUGCAUAACUUUCAGUAGAGAAGGAAGCCAGAAUUUGCUUGUUGAUGAAGUGAACCUGGCAGAAAUUGGCCCAAAAUUUGAACAUCAUGAGGUGUUCCCUGCACGGACUAACACAGAGUUUGUGCAAGUAUUGUCUAAUUCUCACCUUAAAAUGCGUGUUUGGGAGCGUGGGGCAGGAGCAACCCUAGCCUGUGGAACUGGAGCUUGUGCUACUGUUGUUGCGGCAGUUCUUGAGGGUCGAGCUGGGAGGAAAUGCACGGUUGAUCUAUCUGGAGGGCCUCUUCAUAUUGAGUGGAGGGAGGAAGAUAACCACGUGUAUAUGACAGGGCCAGCCGAUGUAGUUUUUUACGGAUCUUUGACCCUUUGAUACUUUGAUAUGUUGUCCCAUCGUUAAGUUAAACCCAAUACUUCGUGGAAUUAGGAAUUGCUGAAUAAUAUUUGUAUCAUUUUAUGAGAGGUGGACUUUCUGCUUGUUCUGAAUGUUUUAUCACGUGUUCAACAUGUUCCUACUAUCCCUUUGGUUGAAUGUGACACAAUGAUUAUCAAUUGUACCAUAUUAGCCUUAAUAAGCAAUGAAGUAAUGAAAAUUGUCUAAACAUGUAACAUUA
Molecule: messenger RNA, 1420 nt
Organism: Cajanus cajan (pigeon pea)
Lineage: Eukaryota; Viridiplantae; Streptophyta; Magnoliopsida; Fabales; Fabaceae
Product: diaminopimelate epimerase family protein
Cellular component (GO): cytosol; cytoplasm
Molecular function (GO): diaminopimelate epimerase activity
Source: RefSeq, a predicted model, not a curated record